Molecule: messenger RNA, 5872 nt
Organism: Pristis pectinata (smalltooth sawfish)
Lineage: Eukaryota; Metazoa; Chordata; Chondrichthyes; Rhinopristiformes; Pristidae
Exons: 3
Coding region: 324-827 (167 amino acids)
Biological process (GO): negative regulation of smoothened signaling pathway
Cellular component (GO): ciliary membrane; Golgi apparatus
Source: RefSeq, a predicted model, not a curated record
GCGGCGGCGGCGCGCACGCAGCCGCUGCGGUUGCCGCCGAGUGAAUCGCCGCCCGUGCGCGAGUGAGACGCUGCCGGGCCCCGAGCGGCUGAGACGCGGAUCGGUGUCGCCUCCUCCCCGCCCCGUCACACAGAUGGAGACCGAGAACUGAGGGCAGGCAGCCGAGCGAGUCCCGCAGGAGGCGCCGCCGCCGCGCUCGGUGUGAGCCGACGGCCGAGGCCGGGGGUCGGCUGAGGCGAUGCUCCGCGGCACGGGCCGGGCGGUCGCCAGCCGCCGCUGUCUGGCUGCGGAGUGAAGGCGGCCGCGCUGCCGCCGGUCCCGCCAUGGAUAAACUGACCAUAAUCUCAGGAUGCCUCUUCCUGGCCGCCGACAUCUUCGCCAUCGCCAGCCUGGCCAACCCGGACUGGAUCAACACCGGGGAGUCCGCAGGUGCGCUGACAGUUGGCCUCGUUCGCCAGUGUCAGACGAUCCAUGGGCGUGACCGAACGUGUGUCCCUCCUCGUCUUCCACCCGAAUGGGUCACUACACUAUUUUUCAUUAUUAUGGGCAUUAUUUCAUUAACGGUAACAUGCGGUUUGCUGGUGGCAUCUCACUGGAGAAGAGAAACCACCAAAUACGCCCGCUGGAUAGCCUUUGCUGGAAUGAUCCUCUUCUGCAUGGCAGCCCUCAUCUUCCCCAUUGGAUUUUACAUCAAUGAAGUUGGAGGCCAGCCUUACAAGUUGCCCAACAACACCCAGGUUGGGUCAUCGUACGUGCUGUUUGUCUUGUCUAUCUUCUUCACGAUCGUGGGACUCCUGUUCGCAGGCAAGGUCUGUCUCCCCGGCUGAGGAAUUGGAAAUGCCUGCCUGGUUUUUCAUCGUUUGAGGAGACCUGGUUAUCGUACUCGAGUUGCAUUCUGCAGCUGGGGACCGUUCGAGCAACUCUCACCAUCGAGGAUGGAUUAGUUCUUGUCACUAUGCACUUUGGAGAGAAAGAAGAGCAUUUCCUCCCCCGUGAGACUCGGAAACUAGUGAGCAAACUGCUGCUUUGUGGAUAAGGAUGGGGCUCUUCUGGGAAAAGGCAACCUGAGAGAACUGCUUCACAAGAGUGAUCGAGGCCCAGCUCUGUCCCCACUGUUAACACUAUACCUAUCACUGUUCCAUAUUGGCUCUGGAUGUUGGAAUUCCUCUCUUGCUUUCACUCUUUAGAAAGAGACUCGGUUUGCGCUGGUGGUGAGGAGGUAGACCCAGUGGGGCAGGCCUCACUGGUGAGACACAGCAUGCUGCCACACCUCAAGGAUGAGAAACCAUUCAGAGAUCAGGAGGGGUGGGGGGUGGGGGGGGGGGAAAUGCUAUGCUACUUAGUGAUACCAAAAUGGAUUUGACCCCAGGGUCUGGAGCCCCUGGAGUGCCAGUAGACCAGGGCCCAGUGUUAUGGAGCCUGUAGAUCAAAGGUUGCAUUCUAGUCUGUAUAAAAACAAAAAUGGAAAAUUAUUCCUGCUGGAUACUAAAGCCAAAUAUAUUAUUAUUUUUAAAUAAUAUUUAGAAGAAACUCCUUUUCCCUAUUUCUGUUGGCUGAUGCAGUACAAUAUGGAUGCAACUCUGGCGAGUAGGUUGCUUUACUGGAAGACACUAUUAUGUGAAAGUAGAAAUGAUGAGAGUCGCUGUUACUUUGAGGUUGAAAGUCCUCAGUUACCUCAUUCUUUGUGUUUUGUCUCGUUAUUUUGUUUGUAGCACCUGACCCUGACUUCGUGCUUUCACACAAUACGACCACGUCAAAACUUUGCUGGGUGCAAUUGUUUUUAAAAGUUGACUAAGCUGAACUAAUAGAAAAAAACUUUAUUAAAUUAUUUGUAUAUGAAGAGAAAAUAAGAUUGUGACAUGUCCCUUUAAACACUCCACUGCUUAAAACUUGAUAUUUUUGUUUGCAAUAUCUUAGCUUAUGUACUGGCUGUGAUUGUCUUGAGUUGCCCGUUCACACUGAUGUAGCUUCACCUGCUCUGUGUGUUUGUGUGUGUGUGUGUGUGCGUGUGUGUGAGAGAGAGACCCUUGCCCAUUUUGCAGCUUCCCUGGGCCAUCAGGUUGUUUAACAUUAGAAGAUGCCACUGCGUCUCAUGGGACAGGCAGUCUGUUUCCACAGGUCAAGAUAGAGGCAACAAGGUAAACUUUGCUUUAAACUAAUCACAGGCUGAUGUCCUGGCUCACUGAGUGUGGAGUUCAGUGACGUAGAGUUAAGCUCAGUGUUGUGGGAUUGAGCUGUCUGACAUAGACAGAAGAACGUGUGCAAUCAGCUUUGCAAUAGUUCUGCAGUUUAUCUUGUUAACCACAGUGUUUCUGUGCACUGUUCAUCUGAUCCUAGUAUUAAACCUGAACAACAGGGUUUCAUUGAUUUGUGUGUAGUGAGCAGGAAGCUUGCUCUGCACUGUGACAAAGUGGUCACAGGCUGCUGCCAGAGUGUUUCUUUCUCUUCUAUUAAAGUGUCAUGGUAGGAGUUGGGCUGGGUGUCUUUCCAUGCUAAUCAAGAGAGUUGCUCCAGGCUGGUCUAUCCCUGGACAUCUCUCUCCAAUGGUCCAUCUGUCCUCGCAGGUGGGUGACAGAAAGCUGGUGGUCAGGUGUCAGCGAACAUGCUGACAGGGGUGUCUGUUUACACUGACAGAAGUAAAGGGUAGAGCGUGAAUCAGGUGGGAUAUCAGAAAAGUGGCUACAGGGAGUUAAAUUGUCAGCAGCUUCCACAGAUCUGCGUGCACUGCCUUCUAAGGAACGGAUGUAGGAAAAACUCGUGCAUUAAGAAAUGAUUGUAUUUAAAAGCAAUCUUUAUACCUCAGCAUUUUCCUUAAGUUCGCUGGGCAGCGCAUAGGUUGCUGAGUCCUCUGGACUGUGGGGAGGUUCAAGCAGUGGGAAGCGGAUGAACCAACGGGGCAGUCCUGUAGGAAGAUGGAUGGAAACACUAAAUGAGAGAACACAGGGUUGUUAGAAUUGCAACUGGAUUUUAAAUUGAGUAAAUCCACAAUUGUGCACCCUUUAAACCAAAAGCUAGAGAUUUCUGCUAAAUUUAGAGAAGUAGAUUAUUGAGCUGUAACAAGAGUUUGUUCCGUUGAGUCUGUGAUGUGAUCAACAUGAUGUAACACUUUCAGUUUUUCACAAACAUGAAGCACGUUUAUUUCGGUGUGCAUGGUUCCAAUUAACACAGCCUCUGAGCCCACUGGAGGCUGCAGUAUCCUCGUGGUCAGAUGUAUUCAUUGUCUGUCCUUGUUUCUUGAGCUUCCUCCUCUCUCUCCCUCCCUCCCUCCCUCCCUCCCUCCCUCUCUCCCUCCCUCUCUCCCUCUCUCCCUCCCUCUGCCUGUUACUCUUAGCUCUACUCAUUCCUGUUUUCUCCUGCUCACCCUCCUGCCUCCCUGCUUCUGUUCACUGUGUACUUCCUCAGCGGUUUAGAUUUGCGGAUCUCUGUAGGUGAAUGCUGUGUGCCCCGGCCGGGUGGAAGGUCAUAGCUUGGCACGGCGUGGUUACUUCUCACACCUUGUUCCCCAAUUCAGAUUGUACACUUACAGCAACAACAUCAGAUACAAAUGCAUAAAAUAACAUCCCAAGGGAAACCUUCCCCUCCUGCUUCAACCCACCCACUUCACACACAGGUCUUCCCCCCCCCCCCCCACCCAAAAAAAAUCUGGUUCCAACUGCCGUUCACCUCUCCCCUAAAGGUUCCCAUUCUCACCUCCUGUACUGAUCGGCAUCUAGUGCUUUGUGUUCCUGCUGAUCUUCCUCCAGCAGCCGUCUCCACUCCACCCCUCACCUCACUCCAUCUCUCUCUGCCUCCAUCUAUCAUUCACUUGUCAGUGUCUUCCAACACCGCCCCCGCUCACCUCCCCUACCUGGCCGUCAUCUCACACCCCUCAGUCCACCAGUCGCCUCAGAAUCCUUCCUCACCCCUCCCCCUCUCCUCUUUACACUGGCCUCUCCACUCGCAGUCCUGGUGCAGGGUUUCGACCCGAAACGUCGACAGUCCCUUUCCUCCCACAGAUGCUGCUCGACCCGCUGAGUUGUUUGUUCAGAACAAAACUUCACUACUUGUGUCUGGGCUCCACAGAUCUGCUUGACUGGCUUGAACAAUUGAGUUUCUAAGUGGCAAAUCAUAAGAACGAGCAGGAGGAGGCCAUCUGGCCCGUCGAGCCUGCUCUGCCAUUCAAUAGGAUCAUGGCUGAUUGGGCCGUGGACUCAGCUCCCCCUACCUGCCUUUUCCCCACAACCCUUACUAUGCAAAAAUCUAUCUAACUGUGUCUUAAAUAUAUUUAAUGAAAUAUUGAAAUAAUGAAAUAUAUUUAAUGAGGUAGCCUCUACUGCUUCCCUGGGCAGAGAAUUCCACAGAUUCACUACUGUCUGGGAAAAGCAGUUCCUCCUCAUCUCUGUCCUAAAUCUAUUCCCCCGAAUCUUGAGGCCAUGUCCCCUAGUUCUAGUCUCACCUCCCAGUGGAAACAACCUUCCUGCCUCUAUCUUAUCUAUCCCUUUCAUAAUUUUAUAUGUUUCUAUAAGAUUCCCUCUCAUUCUUCUGAAUUCCAGCGAGUGUAGUCCCAGGCGACUCAAUCUCUCCUCAUAGGCUAACCCCCUCAUCUCCGGAAUCCACUUGGUGAACCUCCUCUGCACUGCCUCCAAAGCCAGUAUAUCUUUCCUCGAGUAAGGAGACCAGAACUGCACACAGUACUCCAGGUGUGGCCUCACCAGUACCCUGUAUAAUGUUCUAUCUAGUACAUUGUUAUAUCUAAAUAAUGCAAGCAAUCCUUGGGAUAAAUUGGGAUUAAGGUCUGGACACUUGAAUCAUUGAGAAACAAUUUUUAAAACUAAUAUCUGAAGUAAAGACUUCAUUACAAACCCAUAACCCAGUCCUUCAGUAAUACAAUAUUUCAAGAAGACCAUAAAUUCUGUUACAAGCCUUAUGGAGUUUCAAUUUACAGAGUCACAAGCUUCAUUAUUUUUCAGAGAUUUCUGCAAUAACCGUGCUUUGUGAGCCCAUACACUUUCAUUGCCCUAAACAAGCGAUCUUUAAAAGAGCCUUCAACAAGAAAGCCAAUAUUCUAGAUGGAGUGAGUGGAUUCUACCACUCUGCUUUCUCCUUGUCCUGUAGAUCACGUAUCCUGCAGCCCCCUACACCAGACAGAGCAUUGCAAAGUCACUUUCAGAUGUGUUUUAAUGGCUGCAUUUCCCUUUGUGCAAAGGAAGUAAGUAAUUGGAUGCUAUGCUAGCUAAUGGAGGUUGCAAUUAUUGUCAGCACAGCAUCAUCAUAACGAGAAAUGAAAACCUAGCUACUUGUAGACUGAAUUUUGUUUUAUAAAAUUCAUCUAGAUCACACUAUGGUGCAGUUACAAUCCACCCUUGUCCGUUACUCCAGUCAUAGCCAAUGUGUUUUAUUUGGGACAGCUCGCUAAAACAAGGGGGAGCAAACCUAUCUUUCAUAACGUAAAGUGGAUGUGACUUUCACCCUGGCAGGAAACACUGAAAUGAUGGCUUUUGUUUCUCCAACAUUUCGCUUAAUGAUUGAGUUGUAUUAUUUCUUGGUCUGUGUACCAUUGUUUGCCUGCAUUUCGUCCCUGGCUUCCAGUCCACGUCAAAUGCUGUCUGCAGGACACAACAAUGAAGGAUGACACAAAGGCCUCGGUGCUUGCAACUGGUUUGGUGGUUCGCCCAAGGAACCCAGUAGUUUUCUUAUUGUAUAGAAUUACAAGGGAUUUUCAGGAUUUGUGCAUAACCUGCACAGUAUCCUGCUAUAAUAUCAAAGUGUUUUAUAAUUGGUUUCGGCAGUUUUUAAAUCCAAUAAUUUCAGAGGAAGCAUUGUUAAUAUGUCUGUACAAAGAGAACAUAAUUUUCCUUCACUUGUAUUUUUGUUAUUGAGCAAGUUUAUCAAA